Phycodurus eques (leafy seadragon) is the source of this 3010-nucleotide messenger RNA. It is a transcript of the gene nop14, whose product is annotated as NOP14 nucleolar protein homolog (yeast). Lineage: Eukaryota; Metazoa; Chordata; Actinopteri; Syngnathiformes; Syngnathidae. The transcript is spliced from 19 exons. The record is from RefSeq and is a predicted model, not a curated record. Gene Ontology annotation, biological process: maturation of SSU-rRNA. Gene Ontology annotation, cellular component: nucleolus; Noc4p-Nop14p complex; small-subunit processome. Bases 152 to 2755 code for a protein of 867 amino acids.
CACAGUCGCGUCCACGCUUGUGGUGAACAUCAAACGCAACAGCGUGGAUUAAACCUGCGUUUGAGUUAUUUAACCACGCGUCAGCACCCUUUAGCGUUUAAAUGCCCUGUUUGCGGUGGAUGGUAUAGUUUGACUCUUCGCGACACAAACGAUGGGGAAAGCCCCCAAAAAGCGGAGCGUGGCUGACAAAGUUCGCAAAGUUAAGGCCUCUGCUGAAAUCAAGAAUAACCCCUUUGAGGUGAAAAUCAACCGCAAGAAGUUCGAUGUUUUGGGGAGGAAAAGCAAGCACGAUGUGGGACUCCCAGGAGUGUCCCGCUCCAAAGCCAUCAACAAGAGGAAGGAGACCCUCUUGAAGGAGUACAAGCAGAAGAACAAGAGCAGCAAGUUCAUAGACAGGCGCUUCGGGGAGUACGACUUCAAAAUGGCGCCCGAAGACAAGAUCCUGCAGAGGUUUGCCAUGGAGAGACAGCGCGCCCACGAGAAGGACAUGUACAACUUGAACGAGGAGGAGGAGCUAACUCAUUACGGACAAUCUCUGUCGGAAAUGGAGAAGUUCACCGACAUGGUGAACAGCGACGACGAGUCGGAGGGGAAAGGACUUUUGUCGGCUGAGCUGACGGCCUCUCACUUCGGCGGUGGCGGGGGCCUCCUCAGGAAGAAGACCUCCGGGGAGCACCCGGACGACGAGGGAGGUCCGAAGGCCAAGUCUCGGCAGGAGCUGAUCGAGGAGCUCAUUCACAAGUCCAAACAGGAAAAAAGGGAGCGACUGGUGCAAAAGGAGGAGGCGCAGGAGCUGACGGAGAAGCUGGACCAAGACUGGAAGAGCAUCCAGGCGCUCAUGGUGCCCAAGAAGCCCAAAGCUCAGCGGGUGGAAACGCCACAGGCUAAACCAAAGCUGGAGGAGUAUGACAAGAUGGUGAGGGAGCUGGGCUUCGAGAUGAAGGCUCAGCCCUCGGAGAAGAUGAAGACCCCGGAGGAGCUCGCCAGGGAGGAGCGGGAGAAGCUGCAGAAACUGGAGGCGGAUCGACUAAGGAGGAUGAUGGGCGAUGAAGAGGUGGAAGGAGUGCCCAGUCGAAGUCACGUUUCGGCCGACGACAUCAACGACGGAUUCAUCCUAGACAAAGAGGACAAGAAAACUUUAGCCUAUCAGGAUGGCAAGUGGAACCUAGAGGAGGAGCCCGAAGACGAUGGAGAAAAAGGUGAAGAGGAAGAAUCCGAGGAAGGAGAGCCGGAGGAGGAAGAGGAGGAGGACGAUGGUGUCUGCAACGAGGAAGAUGAUGAUGAUGAAGAAGAGAAUGAUGAUGAUGAGGAGGAGGUGGGGGAAGAGGACGGUCAUUCAGACUUGGAGUCUGUUAGAGAAAGUGAAGCAGAGGAGGAGGAGGAGGAGAUCAAACCAAAGCAGACAAUAGAGGAGAGAAAGUCCCAGCAGGAAGCAGCCAAAGCGGAACUUCCAUACACGUUCAGUGUUCCAGAAUGCGCCAAAGACCUUGAAAAGCUACUUCAUGGUCACACCCCUGACAACCAGCGCCUCAUCGUGGCCCGGACUCAGAAGAGCAACCACCCCGGUCUGGCUGUGGGCAAUAAGCUAAAACUACAGAAACUGGUGGGUUUUCUUUUGGAGUACCUGGGAGAACUGGCCUGUCGCAGUACACCUGAACUCACCACCGUUGACAAGCUAAUUCCAGAGCUGUACAGCUUGUGUCAGAUGUUUCCGGAAGCAGCCUGUAAGUCCAUGCAGAUCAUCAUUGGAGAUGCUGCCCACAGCAUGGAGGAAGUGCUUGAAGUCAAGGGGAACGCUGCUUUCCCAACACUAGACAUGUUAAUCUACCUGAAGGUGGCAGCGUUGCUGUUUCCCACGUCUGAUUUCCGACAUCCCGUCACCACACCAGCGCUGCUUUACAUUGGCCAAGCUCUCACAAAGUGUCCGGUGAGAUCGUUAGAGGACGUGACAUCUGGUUUAGUGUUGUGCUGUCUGGCGGUGGAGUACGUCUCCUUUUCCAAGCGCUUCCUGCCCGAGCUCAUCAACUUCCUCUCCGGAACGCUACACCUGGCUGUGCGGGACAAGCCCUCCGCAGGUUACAGCGUCGUUCCACCUUUUAGAAGGACAGGGAAACACAGCAGUCUGCUGGUGCUUUUGGAUUCUGAAUCUUGGAAGAGCUGGAGUGGGAAAACCUUGCCGCUGUCUGCCACGCAGGGCCUAACCCUGCAGAAUGACGUUGACGCAGAUCACUACAGGUUGUCGUGUGUAUCCAUGUGCAUGGAGCUGCUAAACAGAUGCUGCGUGCUCUACAAGGAGCUGGCUUGCUUCACGCACAUCUUCCAGCCAAUCAGUGUGCUGCUUUCGCAGCACCUCUCCUCUAACGUAUUACCAGAGCCUUUAAGGGAGCUUCGGGCAGAGAUCUUGGAGGUCCUCGGCGGCGCUCGCGAUGCUCGCGGCCACCUGGUGUUCGAGAAGAAGAAGCCUGUCCCUCUGAAACUCUUCACGCCCAAGAUUGUGGCGGUGUUGGACUACGGGAAGAAGCGCGGCGUGACCAGAGAGCAAAAAGAAGAGCACCGACUGCGUCACAAGUACAAGAAGGAGUUCAAGGGAGCGCUGAGGGAGAUCAGGAAGGACGCUCGCUUCCUGGCCGGCGAGAAGCUCAGCAACGUCAUGAGAAGGGACGCGGAAAGGAAGAGGAAGGUGAAAGAGCUCUUUGGCAGCUUGGCCACGCAAGAGGGAGAGUGGAAGGCCCUCAAGAGGAGGAAGAGGAAGUGAGCGCCUCUGCCUCACAUGGUUAUUUUUUACUUGCAACUACACAGUUGUGGACAUUUUCAUCUUGGCCUUUGUGUCAACUCCACACGUACACAGUAGUCAUCGUGUUACAAUACACGCAUUCAUCAAUAAUGUCUUCUAAAGUGUCUUAUUUGCUGUCACAGUUUCAGUGACGAUCAUCAAUAAUUAGCAGAUAAGAUGGUCAAGGUGCACCUAAUGAAAUGUCUGAUACAAUAAAGAGCAAUUUCUGGUGUUAAA